Molecule: messenger RNA, 1707 nt
Organism: Melanaphis sacchari
Lineage: Eukaryota; Metazoa; Arthropoda; Insecta; Hemiptera; Aphididae
Product: piggyBac transposable element-derived protein 4-like
Exons: 2
Coding region: 1-1707 (568 amino acids)
Source: RefSeq, a predicted model, not a curated record
AUGGAUCUUCCUCCUGGUCCAUCUAGAGAGCGAUCUCGAAGUCCUAUAUAUAAUAAAACAAAUAAAACUAAAAUAUUAACCGACGAAGAACUCUUAUUACUUUUGGAAAAUGAUAAAUGGUUGUCAUCGGAGGAUGAUUUUGAUGGCAGUUCUGAUGAUAAUUUUGAGGGCAUUUUGGUUGAUGAUUUCGAUAACAUGGCAGAAGUUGAAGAAGGUAAUUCAAAUAAUGAUUCUCAUUAUAUGUGUUUAGAUAGUAGUACGAUGAAUGAGAUGUCUGAUAACUCUAAUAAUAGUCUUAGAAAAGAGCCUAACAAUUAUGAAACUUCCUGGUUAUCUGAUCCUGCAAAUGCAAACUAUAUUCCAUUUACAGCUACACCAGGUUUGAAAUGUGUACCCGAAGGAAACGCACCUAUUGAUUAUUUUAGAUUAUUAGUUACUGAUAGUUUUUUUGAUCUUCUUGUUGAGGAAACAAAUGCAUAUGCACUUGAUAUUUUUUUAAAUCAAACACACGAAAGUGCAAGAAUAAAUAAUUGGGUAGAUACUAACAGAAAAGAAAUGGAAAUUUUUAUUGGCUUAUUGUUUCAUAUGGGAACAAUUAGAUUAAGUAGAUUGGAAGAUUAUUGGAAAACCAGUCGACUUUUCAACAUUCCGUGUUUUCGUGAAUAUAUGAGCCGUAACAGAUUCAUGUUAAUAUUACGAGCAUUGCAUUUCACUCGUAAUCCGAAAGAAGGAGAACCUAUUCCUCAUAAUAGGUUAUAUAAAAUUCAGAGUGUUUUGAAUUAUUUUAAUUCAAAAAUGGAAGAAGUUUAUGAACCGCCUAAAAAUUUAUCUAUUGAUGAAUCUAUGAUUUUAUGGCGUGGGCGUUUGGUAUUUCGCCAAUACAUUAAAAACAAACGACACAAAUAUGGUGUAAAAUCAUAUAUGUUGACUGAACCCUGGGGUUUUAUACAUAGGGUUAUGGUUUAUUCUGGACAAGGUCAUGAUAUAUCUAAUACUAUGAGUCAUACAGAGUAUGUGGUUUUUAAACUUAUGAAUGGAUUAUUUUAUGAGGGUCGAUCACUAUUUAUGGACAAUUAUUAUAAUAGUGUCCAUCUAUCAAAACUGUUGUUAGAAAAAAAAACAUUUGUCACAGGAACUCUACGAUCAAACCGCAAAAACAACCCAAAAGAUGUUAUUGAUAAAAAAUUGAAAAAAGGAGAGUCUAUAUAUCGGUACACAAAAGAGGGUAUUUGUGUCCUAAAAUGGAAAGACAAGAGAGAUGUUCUGAUGAUUAGUUCUGAAUUUUCUCACUCAAUGUGUGAAGUUAGUUCUAGGACAGAAGUAAGACAGAAACCUAUAAUCGUAAAAAAAUAUAAUGAAAAUAUGUCAGGAAUAGAUCGCCAGGAUCAAAUGGCAUCAUACUACCCCUGUGAAAGGAAAUCCUUGAGAAACGUAAAAAAAAUAUCACUGUACGACUACAAGAUCUCAGUUAUUGAAAGUUUAUUACCUAAAAAAGACAAUAAAACACAGAAAAAUUCUGAGGUGAAAAAAACUGAAGCACAUUUACCCAAAAAAGUUGAAAAAAACGAAAAAAACAGAUAUUAUAAAAAACGCUGUAAGGUUUGUGCUGAUAAAAAAAUACGAAAAGAAACUAUAUAUUACUGUGAUCAAUGUGAGGAUGAACCAGGGUUAUGCUUGGAACAAUGCUUCAAAGAGUUUCACAAAUAA